This is a messenger RNA of Lachancea sp. 'fantastica', 1029 nucleotides long. Lineage: Eukaryota; Fungi; Ascomycota; Saccharomycetes; Saccharomycetales; Saccharomycetaceae. The record is from the annotation of a GenBank genome assembly.
AUGUCUACCGAUAAAAUUACCUUUCUUUUGAACUGGCAACCAGCACCAUACCAUAUCCCUAUCUUUUUGGCCAACCAAAAAGGCUUCUUCAAGGAGCAGGGUCUUGAUGUUGCGCUUUUGGAGCCUACCAACCCAUCGGACGUGACAGAGCUUAUUGGCUCUGGCAAGGUCGACAUGGGUUUGAAAGCCAUGAUUCACACCUUGGCUGCCAAGGCCAGAGGUUUUCCAGUCACCUCUGUGGGUUCUUUGUUGGACGAGCCAUUCACGGGUUUGUUGUACAUGAACGGCCGCGGUAUCACCGAAGAUUUCCAGUCGCUCAAGGGCAAAAAAGUGGGCUACGUGGGUGAAUUCGGAAAGAUCCAGUUGGAUGAAUUGACUAAAGCCUACGGAAUGACCCCCUCUGACUACACCGCUGUCAGAUGUGGUAUGAACGUUGCCAAGUACAUCAUCGAGGGCAAGAUUGACGCCGGUAUUGGUAUCGAGUGCAUGCAGCAAGUCCAAUUGGAGGAGUACCUAAAGCAACAAGGCAAGCCUGCCACUGACGCUAGAAUGCUAAGAAUCGACAAGUUGGCCUGUCUUGGAUGUUGCUGCUUCUGCACCAUUUUGUACAUCUGCAACGAUGAAUUCUUGGCUGCUAACCCCGAAAAGGUCAGAAAGUUCUUGAAGGCUGUCAAGAAGGCCACCGACUACGUUUUGGCCAGCCCAAUUGAUGCCUGGAAGGAGUACAUCGACUUCAAGCCUGAGUUGGACACCGACAUGACUUUCAAGCAGUACCAAAGAUGUUACGCUUACUUCUCUAGCUCCUUGUUCAAUGUCCACCGUGACUGGAACAAGGUUACCGGCUACGGUAAGAGACUAGAGAUCUUGCCCCCAGACUACAAGGCUAACUACACCAAUGAGUACUUGUCCUGGGAAGAGCCAAAUGAGGUCGAGGACCCAUUGGAAGCGCAAAGAUUGAUGGCCAUCCACCAAGAAAACUGCAGAGAGAAGGGUGGUUUCAAGAGAUUGGAAGUGCCUUUGAAGGCUUGA